AUGAGAAUUCUUCAAAAAAUCGACAGACUCUUGGGCAGUAAUGGAGGUUCUAUUGUCGAAUCAUUGUGUAAUAUUUUCAAGAAUCUAUUUUGGAGGAUCGCAAACAUAAUUUUCUCUGCAAAGCCAAGAAAACCAGAACCAAUCCUUCCUGUUGAAAAUCCCAUAGGAUCAAGUCGAAAUCAUAUUUCUUUGCAAAUCCAAGAGAUUUCUUCACAUAGUUCAGAUUCAUCUUUGGACUCGAGCCCAGGUGCUUCAGAUUUGGAAUUGAAGAGGGAUUGCUCAAACACAGAAAAUCAUGAAGUGUAUGGUAACAGUACUGCAUGGCUACAAAAACCGCCAGUCUCUUCUCCAAUUGAGACACUGGACGUCGAGGACAAAGACUCAAACUAUAAUAAGCAGCUGGAAGUGAUAAUUGAUGUACCUUCCUUGGCACGUCACUCUCUUGCCCACAGAAACUCAUUUGACAUUGAGAAAAAUCACCCAUGCCCGACUGACUCUGGAGAGAGAGUUGAGGAAGAGAAGGUAAUAAAUUGUUUGGUGGCCGAAGGGAAAUGGGUAAAACAAUAUAAUAGUUACCAAAGGAUACUUCUUGUGGGUGAAGGAGACUUCUCUUUCUCUGCUAGCUUGGCCGUGGCUUUUGGUUCUGCCCCUUACAUGAUUGCAACUUCUCUUGAUUCUGUUGAUUUUCUGAAGAAAAAUUAUAAGCGUGCAAUGUCCAACAUCGAGAAGCUAAGGAUUAGGGAGUGCAUGGUCAUGCAUGAGAUUGAUGCUACAAAAGUUGCAAGUCAUCACCUGUUGGGAGGAAUGACAUUUGAUCGGAUUAUUUUCAACUUUCCAUUUGCUGGAUUUUUCGACAACUUAUCCCGUGAGGCUACACUGAGAAAGCACAGAAGACUGGUGAGUUUGUUUCUCAUGAAUGCUAAAGAGAUGAUAGAUGAAAAUGGCGAAAUUCACAUUUCCCACAAGACCAAUGGUUUUCAUAUAGAAUGGAAGUUAGAAUCUUUGGCUUCUUCCCAUAGACUCAGACUCAUUGAGGCUGUGGAAUUCAAUCAAUUUGAUUAUGUAGGUUAUAACACCAAGUAUGGAUUUGGGGGUAACAAAAAUUUCAAUUGUUAUCCUAGCAAAACCUACAAGUUUGGUCUUAAGUUAACUACUUGA
Messenger RNA from Fraxinus pennsylvanica, 1158 nucleotides. The record is from the annotation of a GenBank genome assembly. Lineage: Eukaryota; Viridiplantae; Streptophyta; Magnoliopsida; Lamiales; Oleaceae.